AUGGCUGAGCGUGGACGUGGUGGAUUUGGACGUGACCGCGGUCGUGGCCGCGGCCGCCGUGGACCUCGGAAGGACGAGAAGGAAGAGUGGGUGCCCGUCACCUCGCUCGGUCGCCUCGUCAAGGACGGCAAGAUCAAGUCGAUGGAGGAGAUCUACCUCUUCUCGCUCCCCAUCAAGGAGUACCAGGUUGUGGACCUUCUGCUCCCCAAGCUCACUGACGAGGUGAUGAAGAUCACCCCCGUCCAGAAGCAGACCCGUGCCGGUCAGCGCACCCGCUUCAAGGCCUUUGUUGCCAUCGGUGACUCGGACGGCCACCUCGGUCUCGGUGUCAAGUGCGCCAAGGAGGUUGCUACCGCCAUCCGCGGUGCCAUUGUCAUGGCCAAGCUGUCGGUCAUCCCCGUCCGCCGCGGCUACUGGGGCUCUGCCCUCGGUAAGCCCCACACCGUCCCCUCGAAGGUCUCGGGCAAGACUGCCUCGGUUAUGUGCCGUCUUGUCCCCGCCCCUCGCGGUACCGGUAUCGUCGCCUCGCCCGCGCCCAAGCGCCUGCUCCAGCUCGCUGGUAUCGAGGACGUCUACACGCAGUCCAAGGGUCAGACCGCGACCAUGGGUAACUUCCUGAAGGCCACCUUUGCGGCCGUGUCGAAGACCUACGCGGUGCUCACCCCCAACCUGUGGCCCGAGAACCCGGUUCCGGCCACCCCAUACGUGGAGCAUGCCACGCACCUUUCUCGCGCCGGCAAGAAGCUGCGCUAA
Messenger RNA from Malassezia japonica, 753 nucleotides. It is a transcript of the gene RPS2, whose product is annotated as 40S ribosomal protein. Gene Ontology annotation, cellular component: ribosome; cytosolic small ribosomal subunit. Gene Ontology annotation, biological process: translation. The record is from RefSeq and is a predicted model, not a curated record. Gene Ontology annotation, molecular function: RNA binding; structural constituent of ribosome. The transcript has 2 exons. NCBI's taxonomy places the organism in Eukaryota, Fungi, Basidiomycota, Malasseziomycetes, Malasseziales, Malasseziaceae. The coding region runs from base 1 to 753 and encodes 250 amino acids.